AUCCCCCGGCGGCGGCCCAGUGCGCCUGCGCGCCUUCUCAGCGGCUCCCGGCGCGGUUCCAGUCAUCUCGGCCCCGGCGGCUACACAGGCACCAGAGGGACUCGGGCUCCAGCCGCCGCCGCCGCCUCCUCUCCGGCCCGCCAUGGGCUCCUGAGGUUCACUUGCUACUUCCAGGGCUUCCCUAAGGGAAGCCGUCACCAGGAAGCACCAUGAUGGUGACCCAGGCUGUGCUGGCCCCCGAGCCAGCCUCCCCACCCACCACAGCAGCACCCCCUAGCUUCUCCUGGAUCCCCGAAGGCAGCCCGACUGCGAUGGAGCAGCCCAUCUUCCUGAUGACCACCGCAGCCCAGGCCAUCUCUGGCUUCUUUGUGUGGACAGCCUUGCUCAUCACCGGCCACCAGAUCUACAGACACCUGCGCUGCUACAGCUGCCCCAAUGAGCAGCGCUACAUCGUCCGCAUCCUCUUCAUCGUGCCCAUCUACGCCUUUGACUCCUGGCUCAGCCUCCUCUUCUUCACCAAUGACCAGUACUAUGUGUACUUUGGCACCGUGCGUGACUGCUAUGAGGCUUUUGUCAUCUACAACUUUCUGAGCCUCUGCUAUGAAUACCUUGGAGGAGAGAGCGCCAUUAUGUCGGAGAUCCGAGGGAAGUCCAUUGAGUCAAGCUGUAUGUACGGUACCUGCUGCCUCUGGGGGAAGACGUACUCCAUUGGCUUUCUCAGGUUCUGCAAACAGGCCACCCUGCAGUUCUGUGUGGUGAAGCCCCUCAUGGCCAUUAGCACAGUGAUCCUCCAGGCCUUCGGAAAGUACCGGGAUGGCGACUUCGAUGUCACCAGUGGUUACCUCUACGUGACGAUCAUCUACAACAUCUCAGUUAGCCUGGCCCUCUAUGCCCUCUUCCUCUUCUACUUUGCCACCCGUGAGCUGCUGAGCCCCUACAGCCCUGUCCUCAAAUUCUUCAUGGUCAAGUCCGUCAUCUUCCUCUCCUUCUGGCAAGGUAUGCUCCUGGCCAUCCUGGAGAAGUGCGGGGCCAUCCCCAAGAUCCACUCAGCCGAGGUGUCAGUGGGGGAGGGCACUGUGGCUGCCGGCUACCAGGACUUCAUUAUCUGUGUGGAGAUGUUCUUUGCCUCCCUGGCCCUGCGCCACGCCUUCACCUACAAGGUCUACGCUGACAAAAGGCUGGAUGCCCAAGGCCGCUGCGCACCCAUGAAGAGUAUCUCCAGCAGCCUCAAGGAGACCAUGAACCCCCAUGACAUUGUGCAGGACGCCAUUCAUAACUUCUCCCCUGCCUACCAGCAGUACACACAGCAGUCCACACUGGAGCAUGGCCCCUCCUGGAGGAAUGGCGCCCACGUGCUUGCCCGCUCCCACAGCCUUGGGGGUGGAGGCGGCCGAGACAACGAAAAGACCCUUCUGCUGAGCUCCGAUGAUGAGUUCUAGGAGCCAGUGGGAUGGAGGACCAGGCAGCCCGAGGAGCCGGCGCAGAGCUGAGGCGCCCUCCCGCCCUCCCCAGGGGAGGGGGAUGUUGGAAACUGUUUAGCACAGCCUUGGAACCUUCCUUUAAUUUAUUAAAGCAGAAACACUCAAGUCAUAUCACUUCCCUGGAUGGUAGGAGGAGCGUCCCAGCAGAGGGGAACAGGCCAGGUUUGUCUCCCCAGGAAUAUUUCUGAGUGCCGAGCCAGGUGGUCCCCUGGGAACCUGGGAGAGAGCAGUCAGAGCACAUGGCUUGGGAGGCCUCCAGACCCCCCAGCUAUUUCAGGGCACAGUGACCAGGGCCAUGUGUAUCUGAGCUGGAUGAAUGGGGUGGUUGCCACAAUCCACUCCUACCUUCUCCCCCAGCCCCUCACAGUCUGUCUCCCUUGGAGCUGGCACCAAGCCAGGCCCCCAGGCCCAGGGAUGGGACAGGGUGCAGCCCCCACUCCCCACCUAAUUGUGCAAUACUUCCCUCGCUCCUCCUUCCUUUGUUCCUGAUGAGUACCUCAGCCUUGCUCCAGAGGGAGAAAUGGGAGAGAACCUGGACCACUCCCCCCCAAACAAGUGGGUCCAUUCCUCACAGCGUUGACAUGCCAGGCAGAAUUGGUGCCCCUGGCCCAUGGUGCCCCUCCAAGUGGGGCACCAGGCCACUCCCUGCUGCCAGGUUCUCAUGGAAACCAGGGCCACACAACCCCAGUCUCCUCCAGAGCCUUGAUUUCUUCCAGAAGAAUCAUGCCUCAGGGCAGGGCUGCUGGUCCAUUGUGUAGGCCUCAGGGCUGGUCGUGGGGCAUCUCAGACCAGUUUCUCUAGGUCCCUGAAAGCCAGCUCUCCAGAAUGCUUGGGGAGAGGGGAGCAAAGAAAAUGAGAAGAUGGAAGAGGGGCUUUCCUUCAGUAGGGGAGGGGAGGGAGGGCCCAGCCCCUUCUUGUCUUCUGGCCUGGCAGGGCUCUGGGACCCACCCCCCAGACGCCCUGUCUCUUGUGUGCCUUAGUUUCUCUUGCCCUGCCCUCCCUUUCAGGCGUAUCCACCUUGUCCCAGCCCCUCGCUGAGAGCCAGCUGCUACCUGGACGUUUGCCACCAGGCUCACUGGGCUCUGAGACCCGGGGGCCUUCAGCAGGUGUCAGAAUGCCCCCACCAUCCUCACGCCUACUGCCACCACCCCCCCAUUCCUACCUUGAGGCCUCUUCCUAGACAGGAAGGCAGGCUGAGUGAGCAAAUCUUCUCUUGUAAUUAGUAAAUCAGAACUUCGAAAUGCAUGAAACAAACACCUCCCAUCAUCCCCUGGCCUUGUGGAGAGAGGGCUGUCAGGAGCCCUCUGGUUAGAUGUACCUUCCUCCCCACAUUCAGGAGGGAAGGCUCCUGAUUUUAGGGCCUCUCCUGGGUCAGAUGAGGGGAGAGGGGCUUGUUGAUUGAUAUCUUCCCACCAAAUGUCUUUCUAGUCCCUUGAGUGAGGGGCAGCAGAGGUAACUCUAUGAGGUGAACCCCAGCAGAUGGGAUGGCCUGGCUGGGGGCGGGAGAUCUCAGCCUCUCUGCCUGUGAUCCUGGUGGUGAUUCCGAAAUGAGCUCCCCUAACCCUCCCCACUGGUACUGGUGUGGGCCUUAGCCACUGCCCCCAUCAAGGCCAGGCCCAGCCCUCCCCAGCCACAGGACGGGCAUCUGCCCACUGUCCCCUCUCCCAUCAUGGCCUCUCCCUCCUCAUGCCUUUUGGGCCAAAGUAGCGGUUGCUGCCCCUGCCCAUGAAGGCCUUUGCCAGAACUCUGAGGGGGCAGGGGCCCCAAGCCUCCUGGGGCAGCAGGUUGGGGGGCGCCUCCCUCCUGCUCUUUUUAUGUGUAACUUACCUCCCACGCCCUUUUUGUAUGAUUAUUAUUUUCAGGUAGUGUAGCUCUUUGUAUAUAAAGACUUGAAACCUUCAUUGUAUGAUCUAUGAGAAGUCAGAGUCACCUAGUUUUGUAUGCCAGGUAGGAUUGUGAGGCUCCCCCAGAAAGCAGCUCUCUCUAUUUUGGUCUGUGAUAUUUUAAAGGCGCCGGGACAGGAGCAGAUAAGCUGAGAGAUUAUAUAUAUAUAUCUAUCUAUCUAUAUAUAUAUAUAUAUAUAUAUA
Messenger RNA from Trichosurus vulpecula (common brushtail), 3568 nucleotides. RefSeq names its product transmembrane protein 184B (gene TMEM184B). Gene Ontology annotation, molecular function: transporter activity. Lineage: Eukaryota; Metazoa; Chordata; Mammalia; Diprotodontia; Phalangeridae. The record is from RefSeq and is a predicted model, not a curated record. The coding region runs from base 210 to 1439 and encodes 409 amino acids. The transcript is spliced from 9 exons. Gene Ontology annotation, biological process: transport.